CAGGUGGACAGGCAGAAACACAAUAGCUUAUAAAACUUGUAUUUUAUUUUUCGACAUUUUGUUGCGUAAUCGAGGCUAAGGCAACAGCAAUGGACUUGUAUUAUCGACCCGGAUCUGCGCCGUGUCGUGCGGUCAUUAUGACGGCCAAGGCAAUUGGCAUUGAGUUUGAUAAGCUGAUUAUUAUCAAUACGCGCGCUGGCGAGCAGUUCCAGCCGGAGUUCCUGCAGCUGAAUCCACAGCACACGAUACCCACGCUGCUGGACGGGGGCUUUGUGCUGUGGGAAUCGCGUGCCAUCAUGGUCUACCUGGCGGAGCAGUAUGGCCAGGCGACAGCUCUAUAUCCCCAGGACAUCGAGGCGAGGUCGUUGAUUAAUCAGCGCCUGUACUUUGACAUGGGCACGCUGUACAAGAGCUUCGCGGACUACUACUAUCCGCAGAUCUUCCAGCAGCAGGCGCCCGACGUGGCGCAGUAUGCGAAGAUCGAGGCUGCCUUUGAGCUGCUGAAUGGCUUCCUGGCGGAGCGGAGCUAUGUGGCUGGCGAGAGCUUGACUCUGGCAGACAUCUCAAUCUUGGCCAGCGUCUCGACCUUCGACGUGGCCGGCUUUGACGUGCGGCGUUAUGGCAACGUGGCCAGGUGGUACGAGCUGGCGCAGCUGAACACACCUGGCUGGGCGGCCAACUGGGCGGGUUGCCAGGAGUUUCAGAAGUACUUCCAGAAGUGA
Drosophila hydei is the source of this 722-nucleotide messenger RNA. Its product is annotated as glutathione S-transferase 1-1-like. Gene Ontology annotation, molecular function: glutathione transferase activity. The transcript is spliced from 2 exons. The record is from RefSeq and is a predicted model, not a curated record. Gene Ontology annotation, biological process: glutathione metabolic process. NCBI's taxonomy places the organism in Eukaryota, Metazoa, Arthropoda, Insecta, Diptera, Drosophilidae. The coding region runs from base 90 to 722 and encodes 210 amino acids.